AGUUGAAACUGAAGCGUUCUCGCGAGUAGACGCACUGGAAACCGUUAAAAGUGCCUGAGAAACUGAAUCCGCGCAUGUACUUAAUAUAAUACAAUAUUGCCAUUGUUGUUGCAACUAUAUUUAAUACCAAGUGACGUCGAAACAACGUUCAACAGCAGUCCGUUCAAGUGCUUUUUAACCUCGUGCCGUAUUAUUGCCCCAUAUUGUUGGUGUUUGUGAGUGCUAGUGCCUUCGUUCCGGAAUUGGAAUUGCCAACCAAACCAGCAUAAAUAUUUAAAAGAGCAGAGGACGAUGUCCACAAACCUGCAAAAGGCCACCCUUGAGGAAAUUCGCCAUGCGGCCGCACGCAUUUGCCGGGACUAUCUAACCGGACGUUGGAAAGUGGCAACUCCUGAAAAUUUGGUGGUGAAGCGCAUAAGUGGCGGUCUGUCCAACUUCUUGUAUUACGUAAGCCUCCCCGACUUGGAUGACUUCGAUGAGCUAGAGGAAGAACAAGAACAGCAACAGCAGCAGGUAAAUGGCAGUGUCGGCAAAGACGUCAUAGGCACCGCCACAUUGGCCCACAGUAGCCCCGUUUUCACACGCGACGAUGAGGAGGCGGCCAAGACAGCCGAGGUGGUGGGCGUGCCAUCGGUGGCCACCGAGUUGGCUAACAACGACGACGACGACGAUGACGACGCAGCCACUAGCGCCAAACAGGCCCACAAGCGUCAGCGUUUCGAUAGCGAUAGCCGCGACGCGAGCUCGCUGAAGCGAUUGCACGCUCCCAAACAGGAACCUCGUGAGGUUCUGCUGCGCAUCUAUGGCCAGACCCACGGCGAUCACGCGCUGGAGAGCAUGAUCACCGAGUCGGUGGUGUUCGCCCUGCUCAGCGAGCGGAACUUCGGACCCAAACUGCACGGUAUCUUUCCAGGCGGACGUAUAGAGCAAUAUAUUCCGGCACGUGCAUUGACCACAGCGGAAUUGGCAGAGCAGCGAAUAUUGAUGAAAGUGGCUGAGAAAAUGGGUGAGAUCCAUAGCCUCAACAUACCCAUGUCAAAGGAGCCGGAUUGGAUAUGGAACUGUAUGCAGCGGUGGGUUUCCGGCCUCGAGAGCAUUGUAAAGGGCAAUGUCCAAUCGAAACCCAAGUCCUCAGUGCUGCAGAAGCAAAUGGAAUUGAUGCGAACCUUUGACUAUGUACAGGAGAUCGCCUGGAUGAAAUCCGUCAUCGACGAGGGCGAAUAUCCAGUGGUGUUCUGUCACAACGAUCUUCAGGAGGGCAACAUUCUGCUGCGUCAGCCUCCAGCUGGUCAAAGCGAGCGCACGCCGCGGGAGUCCAUCAGUAGUUUGAGAUCCAAUUUCGACGAAACUUUGGGCGAUAGUCUUGAUGGCAACAGCAACAUCUCGGAACCGGAGACAAACAAAUCGCACAGCAUAUCGCCGUCGCCCUGCCCGGAAUUGGAUACCACAAAUGACUCGGCGCUGGAUGCCAGCUUCACAACCGACAAUGAGCCGGAUCUCAUUAUCAUUGACUUUGAGUACUGUGCGUACAACUAUCGGGGCUACGAUCUGGCCAACCACUUCAUCGAGUGGACCUUUGACUACACCAAUCCGCAGUUCCCCUACUUCUACCACAACACCAGCAACUGUGCGACUGUCCAGCAGCGGCGCGACUUCAUCGUCAACUAUCUGAAGAAGUACCACGAUGACGAGAACUACAAUCCCACUGGACAGGAGUUGGACAAAGUGGAUGCGGAGAUCCAGUUCUUCACAAUGCUGUCCCAUCUGUUCUGGAGCCUGUGGUCCGUCAUCAAUGUUACAUCGGCAAUUGAGUUUGGUUACUGGGAGUAUGGAAUCGCUCGAAUUCUGGAAUAUCAAAAGCUGAAGGCAGCCUAUCUGGCUAAAUGAGGGCAAAUGUCAGUCAAGGGU
Drosophila suzukii is the source of this 1908-nucleotide messenger RNA. Its product is annotated as choline/ethanolamine kinase. NCBI's taxonomy places the organism in Eukaryota, Metazoa, Arthropoda, Insecta, Diptera, Drosophilidae. The record is from RefSeq and is a predicted model, not a curated record. Gene Ontology annotation, cellular component: cytoplasm. Gene Ontology annotation, biological process: CDP-choline pathway; phosphatidylethanolamine biosynthetic process. Gene Ontology annotation, molecular function: ethanolamine kinase activity; choline kinase activity.